ACCAAGACUUAGACAACAACAAAAACCAUUGACAUUUUUCUUCUUGUUCUUCUUCAUCAUCAUCUUGUUCAUCGCUCAAAGGCAAGAAAGAGAAAAAAACAGGAAACAUGAUCAAUCUCCUCCAGUCUCUAAAAAGAUCGCUGGCUUAUGCAGUCUUAUGGAUGCUCUUUAUGAUUCUGGAUUGUGUUUUGUCAGUUAAUGAGCGUCACAAACACUGCGCUCCAACGUUUAGCUGUGGACAUAAGAUAGAUCUGUAUUAUCCCUUUUGGACAUCUGACAGAGAAGAGUGCGGCCACCCGGAUUUCAAAGUCAACUGCAGCGACGGUUUUGCAGAGCUUACCAUUUCCUCAGUAAAGUUGAGAAUCCUUGAGAUGAAUUCUAAGUCUAGAAUCAUCAGACUUGCCAGAAUGGAUUACAUCAACGAUCUUUGUCCCCAUAAGCCUGAGAACGCAACACUCAACAAUCAAGUCCUUCCAUUUUCUGAAGACACCGAGCUCCUAACGUUUUACUACCGAUGUCGUCUUAGCCCAAAAGUGGAUUUUACUAACAGCGGCCACAUCAGACAGCUCCACUGUGGGGAUGAUACUGGUAGACCAAGUUUUUCUGUCUCGUCCCAUUUAUAUUCUCGGAAAAGGGAAAUCAUCAAUGAGUUAAGGGAAUCAUGUGGAAGCAUCGUCAAUGUUCCUGUCUCUCGAUCUGCCUUGAGGAUAGAAGAGAGAAAUCAGAGUGCGGAGGCUAUAACGAAGGCUCUUGAAAAGGGUUUCGAGCUUAGCUUUAACAGAGAUUGUUCGCGAUGCAGAAGAUCAAAGGGAGCUUGUGGAUAUAAUAACACCUUGGGAGGAUUCGUCUGCUAUUGUAUAAAUGAGCCUCAUAAGCAUACCUGUGAAAAGAAUGGUCUAUCCAAACCAGCAAAAAUAGGCAUUGGAUUCGUUUGUGGUUUCUUGGGUGCCACUCUUUUAGCAGCAUGUUUGCUCUGUUUCUACAUCCGGAGAAGGAAGAAACUGGCAGCACAAUACACAAACAAAGGUCUUUCAGCUACUCCUCCCACAUCAAUCUACAGAAGCAACCAUGCUCUCAUGCCAUCUAUCUCUAACCUAGCAAACAGAAGUGUCGAUUAUGGAGUUCAAGUCUUCAGCUACGAAGAACUCGAGGAAGCCACUGAUCAUUUCUCUAGAGAGCUCGGAGAUGGAGGAUUCAGUACUGUCUACUACGGCAUACUAAAGGAUGGACGUGCCGUAGCUGUAAAACGCUUCUUUGAGAAGUCCCUGAAACGUGUGGAGCAGUUCAAGAACGAGAUCGAUAUCUUGAAAUCCUUAAAACACCCGAACCUAGUGAUUCUAUACGGAUGCACAACGAGACAUAGCAGAGAGCUACUCUUAGUGUAUGAAUACAUCUCUAAUGGCACACUCGCUGAUAAUCUCCAUGGAGACCAAGCACAGUCUCGUCCUAUUGACUGGCCUGGUCGGCUCAACAUCGCCAUUCAAACCGGCAGUGCAUUGUCCUUCCUCCAUGCCUCAGGAAUUAUACACAGAGAUGUUAAGACUACGAACAUUCUUCUAGAUAGCAACUACCAAGUCAAAGUGGCUGACUUCGGUCUCUCGCGGUUGUUUCCGCCGGAUCUAUCUCAUAUCUCUACUGGGCCGCAAGGAACUCCGGGGUACGUUGAUCCUGAGUAUUAUCAAUGUUAUCGUCUCAACGAGAAGAGCGAUGUGUACAGCUUCGGAGUCGUACUCUCGGAGCUGAUCUCAUCCAAAAAAGCAGUUGAUAUCACCAGAAGUCGCGAGGACAUCAACCUCGCGAACAUGGCUAUCUCCAAAAUAGGAAAUGACUCCGUUCAGGAGCUGGCGGAUUUGUCUCUCGGAUUCGCGAGGGAUCCUUCAGUUAAUAGGAUGAUGAUUUCGGUUGCUGAGCUGGCGUUCCGCUGUUUGCAACAGGAGAGGGAGGCAAGGCCGUCCAUGGAUGAGGUCGUUAAGGUUCUGAGAGAGAUUCAGAAGGAAGGUGAAAGUGAUGCUCCUGAUGUGGUGGAGGUAGAAGUGAGGAGCGGAGAUGAAGCUGCGUUGUUAAAGCACGGUGUUCCUCCGGUGUUAUCGCCAGUGUCUGAGAAAGAGACGAGUGGUUCAAAUACGACGACGACGACGACGAGUAGUUCUAGUAGGACGAGGAAGAGUUCGUUCUGAGAGGAGAGACUCUGGACCAAAGCGAGGGUUUGGUGUCAGUACAUGGAUAAAUCAUUUGCGAAUUUCACCUUUUUGUCAAUUACUAUUCGUUAAUUGUUUUACUAACUAACAUUUUGAUGAGAAAUGAUCACUUGUUUAAUCAAUUGAUCUUCUUAA
Molecule: messenger RNA, 2333 nt
Organism: Brassica oleracea var. oleracea
Lineage: Eukaryota; Viridiplantae; Streptophyta; Magnoliopsida; Brassicales; Brassicaceae
Product: probable serine/threonine-protein kinase At1g18390
Exons: 5
Coding region: 108-2177 (689 amino acids)
Biological process (GO): protein phosphorylation
Molecular function (GO): polysaccharide binding; ATP binding; protein kinase activity
Source: RefSeq, a predicted model, not a curated record